UGGAGAUCAAGAUGCUUUGCAGUGGAACAAACAGGGAAUUGUCGUUUCUGAGCUUUCCACAAGCAAAAAUGAAGACAUUCCUGGUCGGGAUCGUGUUUACAAUACAAAUGGCAGGAAAUAGUUGACAACUAUCUUUCCUUUGCAGGUGACAAAAGAUUUUCAACUCGCCUAGCAGCAUGGGCAGAUGGAGAUCUAUGCUUACAUCAUUGGCGCUGAAGCACUUUUUGAAAUGCCCCAACUCGGAUGACAGUUUGGCCAUAUAGAUGGCUAUUGAUAUGACAUUGUUCCCAUCCUCACUUCAGCACUUAUUGAUGCCAUCAUGCUGGACUGAGGUACUCUGCCUUCAGUUUUGCCUCAAUGCUGAUGAGACUAGAAUAUCAUAACAAGAUAGAUGUCAAAUACAAGAAAAAGAUUGAGGCCAUGGUUCGUUGUCCAGAUACCCCUGAGGUCAAAGAGGAAAGUUCGACCUGUCCCUACAGCGGCUUCAGCCUGCCUGACUGUGAGCUGUUCUGUCCCAGCUGCAAAAACAAUCUUCCCUACUAUAUUGCAAGAGGUUGUCACUUGGUCAAGGAGGACUGGUGUGUCUGCCCACACUGAUUUCCCGGCUCUCUACUCAGAGUUCACACAGUGUGCCGUCAUGUUUUUGAAGGGGCUGAUCUUGUUUAUGCUGUUAGUACAGUUCUCUGCAGAAGAAGGAGGCAAACCUAAGAAAGCGAAAAAGGGCAAACAAGUCAUCUGUCCCUCUCAGUUAUCAGCAGAAGAUCUGGACAGAGUCCCAGCCAACUCAACCAGUAACAUACUGAACCGCCUGCUGAUGACUUAUGACUCACGAAUACGACCAAAUUUCAAAGGUAUUCCAGUGGAGGAUAAGGUGAACAUCUUCAUCAACAGCUUUGGCUCAAUCCAGGAGACCACAAUGGAUUACCGUGUAAAUAUUUUCCUGCGUCAGCGCUGGAAUGAUCCACGGCUGCGAUUACCUGCUGAUUUUAAGUCGGAUGCAUUGACUGUCGAUCCAAAAAUGUUCCAGUGCCUGUGGAAGCCAGAUCUGUUUUUCGCCAAUGAAAAAAAUGCUAAUUUUCAUGAUGUUACCCAGGAAAACAUACUCCUUUUCAUCUUCCGCAAUGGAGAUGUCCUUAUCAGCAUGAGGUUGUCUGUCACUCUGUCUUGCCCUCUGGAUCUACAACUCUUUCCUAUGGACACCCAACUCUGCAAGAUGCAAUUAGAGAGCUUUGGAUACACCACAAAGGACCUGGUGUUUAUGUGGCAGUCAGGGGACCCUGUUCAGAUGGAUGAAAUUGCGUUGCCACAGUUCGAUGUAAAGCAAGAGGAUAUCCAGUAUGGAAACUGCACUAAGUUCUACCAGGGAACAGGUUAUUACACAUGUGUAGAGGUCGUAUUCACUCUGAGGAGACAAGUGGGCUUUUACUUGAUGGGUGUUUAUGCUCCCACCCUGCUCAUUGUCGUCCUAUCAUGGCUAGCCUUCUGGAUCAACCCAGACGCCAGUGCAGCGCGUGUGCCCUUAGGUAUUCUGUCCGUUCUGUCACUCUCAUCUGAGUGUACAUCUCUAGCAUCUGAGCUUCCUAAGGUCUCUUACGUGAAGGCUAUUGAUAUCUGGAUGAUUGCUUGUUUGCUCUAUGGCUUUGCCUCACUGGUGGAAUAUGCUGUAGUUCAGGUGAUGUUGAACAGUCCCAAACGAAUUGAAGCAGAGAAGGUCAAGAUGGCUCAGAAAGAAAAAGAAAAAGAAGAAAAAGAAAAAGAGAACAAGACACCAGCCAAAAAGAACAGUGUCAAUGGCACUGGAGGAACACCUAUACAUGUCAGCACUCUACAGGUUGUAGAAAACCGCUGCAAGAAGGUUUGCACUUCUAAAUCUGAUCUGCGCUCAAAUGAUUUCAGCAUUGUCGGUUCUCUCCCACGUGAUUUUGAACUCUCCAACUUCGAUUGUUACGGCAAACCCAUAGAGGUCACAAAUUCUGCUGGCAAAUCACAAAACAAGAACAACAAGAAGCCUGCCCCACCAAAACCUGUCAUUCCAUCUGCAGCUAAACGGGUUGAUCUUUAUGCUCGAGCUCUGUUUCCAUUCACUUUUCUCUUCUUCAAUGUCAUUUACUGGUCUGUGUACCUGUGACAAUGACAGUGUGUGUGUGUGUCUGUGUGUGUCUGUGUGUGUGCGUGUGAGCGUGUGCGUGUGUGUGUUAGCACGCUUGGAUGUUGACGAGGGAGUAGACAUAAUGUGAUCAAGCAUGAACAAACUGUAAAACUCAUCCUUUUGCAUUGUCUGAUGUCUGUUAUUUUGAUCAGAUCAGUUAAAUAGUCCCUGUCCUUUGCUACAUUUAUUUGUGUUUUUCUUUCCUUUAAGUAGCUUUUUGAACUCUGUAGCUUUAAUACAAGCAAACUUUGACAGCAUGACUUUACAGGCAAUGUGUGUUCAGCCAUCAUGUUAGGCCCCAAUAGAUAUCCACAUCCAUGCAUAGAUGUCUAUUGUUUAUAAUCUCAGGCAAAAAUGUGUAAUGGGCUUAUGGAAAUAAGAACAAUAUCAGAUAUGGACCUACACAGUUAUGUAUUGAGGAUUAGUUUUUGUAUAAGUAUUACAUAUCAAAAGGCCCAGGCCCACACAUAAUCUGUGCCCUUAGAACUUUUCAGAUUUCUGCUGUAUUGGAAACACCCUACACAUCCCAAGCCUCUUGCGUGUUUGUUUAUUAAAUAUAUGGGCUUAUAUCAUAAUGCUUCCUGCUGGCAAUAAAAGUAUAUUACUCUUAUGAGCUCUGUUUAAGACAUUUUACCAUGUUUAAAUCCAUUUUAAACAUGGUAUUAAAAAUCCCCCAAAUCUGCACAGAAAAUAUGAAAAAAAAAUGAGCCUGCAUUUGAGUUUGUAAUUAAAUGGGAUUUAAUUGCUGUAAUU
Molecule: messenger RNA, 2902 nt
Organism: Xyrauchen texanus (razorback sucker)
Lineage: Eukaryota; Metazoa; Chordata; Actinopteri; Cypriniformes; Catostomidae
Gene: glrba
Product: glycine receptor, beta a
Exons: 17
Coding region: 392-2128 (578 amino acids)
Biological process (GO): regulation of membrane potential; chloride transmembrane transport; signal transduction
Cellular component (GO): neuron projection; synapse; postsynaptic membrane
Molecular function (GO): neurotransmitter receptor activity; extracellularly glycine-gated chloride channel activity; transmembrane signaling receptor activity
Source: RefSeq, a predicted model, not a curated record